GCUGCUGUCCUUGGUCAUGUUUGUAUCAGGGUCUGUACCUGACACCCCACAACAGGUGGUGACGAAGUACAACAACUACAAAACAAUAUGUACCGGACUGGGUUAUAAAGCCACACUAUGCGACGGUGAACAGACAGACAUACUUGGUUUCCAAGCGUCAAUGAAAGAUAACUUGGAGAAUAUGAAAACCCGUGAGACAGUAAUAUUUAAUCAAGUUUCCCUGAAUGAAGGCAAGGCUUACGAUACCAACUCAGGAAAAUUCACCGCGCCGAUUGAUGGAGUUUAUUUCUUUAGCUGGGGAAUACUUACAGAAAAUGGGAAAUAUUUUGUAACUGAAAUUGUUCGAAAUGGCAUUUCAGUUGCGUACAAUUACACCGAUGGAAGAGGUCGCCAGCGCGGAGCAGGAAAUAUAAUGACGUCAUCGAACGCUUUAAUCAAAAUGAAGAAAGGCGAUGAAGAUGAAAGAGAGAAAUCUACUGAAAUGGCUCGGAAUGUGAAUAAACUUACCAAAAAACUGGAAAUGUCAGAUCUUGCCCUUAUGACCCUUCAACCUCUGAUCAAUCUAACAGAUGUUAAUCCAAGGUGCAUUGGUUAUCCAGACGGAAUCUACGACAAUGAAUUAAUGAGAGGAAGAGGACCAUUCGGUUUUUAUAAAAAGUGUUACAAAGAGCGAGUUAUAGAAACAGAAGUGUGUCCUGAUCCAGAAAAUUGGCACUGGCGUGCUUACCCAUACAAAGGACAUUGCGUUUCAGCUUUUGAAAUACCCAUGUAUUUUCACAAGUUUGGUUUUCUUCCGUCUUGUUUUGGGAAAAGUGAUGGCAGCUAUCAAUAUCUUAAUCGCCCUUGCGAUGCAUACUACACGUGCACCAAUGGAACGGCAAAGGGAAUCAAGUGCCCCGGAAGCCAGCUUUUCAAUGUAGUAACCGGUACUUGUAUGGAAGGAGCGCAGUGUGUUGAAUGAGUUUA
This is a messenger RNA of Magallana angulata, 966 nucleotides long. RefSeq lists its product as uncharacterized. Gene Ontology annotation, molecular function: chitin binding; protein binding. Gene Ontology annotation, cellular component: extracellular region. NCBI's taxonomy places the organism in Eukaryota, Metazoa, Mollusca, Bivalvia, Ostreida, Ostreidae. The transcript is spliced from 4 exons. The record is from RefSeq and is a predicted model, not a curated record. Bases 17 to 961 code for a protein of 314 amino acids.